AGGGCGCUGCUCCGAACGGUGAAGCAACGGCUCCGUGCAAAAAGUAAUUUAUAAAUUUAAAGAACGAAUAUAUCCAGUUUUCAGUGUGUUAAAAACGUAUAGUAUUGUGUAACUCAACAGUGGAAGCGUUUGCAAACCUAAUAAUUCAAAGAAACGUGAUAAUUUCGUGUUAUAUGUGACAUCAUCUGCGAGUGCAAAACACAAACAAUCGCUGAGUAGAACUAUCCAAAUCACCACAGCAAUUACGUUAUCAGUGAAUCACAGCUACAAACAAAAAACAACGAACUCCUUGGAAAGUGAAUAAAUAUAAACUGUUAUAAGAGUUAAAAUGAUUAGAACACCAAAAUAGUCACAAACAGUUGAAGUGAUAAAAAAAUUUUCGAGGGUGAGCAAAUAAAAUUAUUGCAUCGACUGUCAUUGAACAAUAAUAACAAGCAAAGUGUGCUAGGUUCACUAUUUUCGUCACGAAUAUUACGUAAAGAGUUGGUCUAGUGGUACGAUCACUUGGAUCUCACAAGGAAAAGACGCAUCGAGUACCUGGUUCGAAUCUCGCCAAAAAUUACAUUUUUAAAUUUUCAUUUCUGAUUGAACAAAUCAAAUAAAAAAAAAAAAAAAAAAAAAAAAAAAAAAACAAACCUAUUUUUAAUUAAAAAAAAAAAAGAAAAAAAAAAAAAUAUUAAAAGUUUCCGGAAUUCGAACUGGGCCAAGUGCGUUCUUCGCAUCAAACAUACCAACGUAAACAAAAUCUUACACACUGACUUUGGCAUAUUACAGUCAACGUCAAGUCAAUCAAGUGAUACGUUCCCUCUAUACGCAAGAUACGCAAGCACAUCAACGUUACUAUGGAAGGACAAUUUCAAAUAUUAUUUGACAGCAUGAAAAUUGAGAUGCAAACUUUGAUGCAAACUCAAACUGUGGAAUUGAAAGAAUCUAUUACAAACAGUAUUAUGGAUAAAAUGGAAGAAAAAUUAAUCCCUUUAGUAGAGGAAAACAAAGAACUAAAACUUAAGAUAGGGAAACUAGAGAACGAAAUCGAGUUUCUAAAAAGAGGGGAAAAGAAAAAUAAUGUUAUAGUUUUUGGCCUAGAAGAAAAAGAAACCUCAGCCUAUGAACUUAUUCAAGAACUAAAGAAAAAUCUGAAGCAAGAUUUAAAUAUUAACCUAGAACAUUACGAAAUAAACAAAAUUCAUCGGAUAGGAACUAAAAAUGAGGAAAGUAACAAGUCUCGACCGGUUUUAUGUUCGUUUGUGAACAACUGGAAAAAGAACGAAAUUCUGAAAAAUAGGAAAAAUCUAAAGACUAUUAAUAUCAGUGAAGAUUACUCAAAGGAAGUAUUAGAAAAGAGGAGAAAACUAAAAGCAGAGCUAUUUGAAGAGAGGAAGAAUGGAAAAAUAGCCUAUUUGAAAUAUGACAAACUAAUAGUCAAAGAGAAUAAAAAUAGCCAGGACAAAAGAAAAAGGGAAUCAUCUGCCUCACCCUCCUCUUACAAUACCCAAACAAAAAAAUAUCAAACAGUUUCUUCAAUCAAGUCGAACAGGACGAAUGCUUUCGAUGUGAUGAGGUCGAGAUCGAACUCUUUUUCUAAUGUAACUACCAAAAAACAAUAACAAUUACCAAUCGGCAAACGCCAAAACCCAACCAACUACGGAAAAACUGGCAAUAUUGAAAAAAUAAUGCACAAACCUCCCCCAAGCCGACUGGUCCUCGUGGGGGAAGAAGACCACAACCCUCCAACACAAAGACAUAACAAUUCCACCACUUAUAACAAAAAAGAUCAUAAACACAAAAUAUACAUCGCUGCACUCAAUGUACUUACCCUUAAAAAUGAAGAAAAUCUCACGGAACUGACGUAUGCUUUAAAACGCAUUAAAUGGGACAUUGUUGGCUUAAGUGAAAUAAGGCGAAUGGGAGAAAGAAUUAUUUCCCAUUCAGAAUUCCUUCUAUAUCAUAUAGGAACGACCCCAGGUCAUCAUGGAGUUGGAUUCAUUAUUAAAAAACACCUUGCAAACUACGUGGAGAGCUUCAUAGGAGUAUCAGAGCGCAUAGCGUUAAUGAAUCUUAAGCUACCGGGGUACAAAGACCCAUGGUCCAUCAUACAAGUAUACUCACCUACGGAACAAUCUGAUGUAGAAACAGUAGACUCAUUCUAUCAAGAUUUAUAUAAAACAAUCCAAGACCAUGCUUAUAAUAGUAUUAUUGUAUUAGGAGACUUCAAUGGCCAAAUUGGAGAACGGCAACCAGAAGAAAACACAGUAUUGGGACCAUUUGGAUAUGGAAAAAAGACCAGAAGCAGAAACGGAGAGAAGCUUGUAAGCUUUGCGCAGGAAAAUGGUUUGCGAGUCUUGAAUUCAAUGUUUAAGAAGAAAAAAAGUAAAAUGUGGACCUGGAUAUCACCAGACGGGAAAACAAAAAAUGAAAUAGAUUUUAUAAUGACUAAUAAAAGCAGAUACUUCGCAAACAUGAAAGUUUUAAGCAAUUUCAACUUCAAUACCAACCAUCGAAUGAUUCGAGCAGAACUAUUGACAAACCCGCCAAAAAACCCAAGACCGAGAAAUAAAAUGACAUUUACAA
Molecule: messenger RNA, 2571 nt
Organism: Bicyclus anynana (squinting bush brown)
Lineage: Eukaryota; Metazoa; Arthropoda; Insecta; Lepidoptera; Nymphalidae
Exons: 1
Coding region: 843-1607 (254 amino acids)
Source: RefSeq, a predicted model, not a curated record